Messenger RNA from Penicilliopsis zonata CBS 506.65, 897 nucleotides. RefSeq lists its product as hypothetical. Gene Ontology annotation, molecular function: acyltransferase activity, transferring groups other than amino-acyl groups. The record is from RefSeq and is a predicted model, not a curated record. The transcript has a single exon. Gene Ontology annotation, biological process: mitotic sister chromatid cohesion. Gene Ontology annotation, cellular component: NatA complex. The annotation marks the transcript as partial. NCBI's taxonomy places the organism in Eukaryota, Fungi, Ascomycota, Eurotiomycetes, Eurotiales, Aspergillaceae.
CCAAAGACAACCACCGACAGUGUAGCCUUUGAGGCGGUGCCAUAUCCUCGCCCUGUCCCGUCCAGCGUCGCGACCCCUCACCCCCACAUCACCAUCGACACGGUCAGCACAGCACAUAUCCCCUCCCUGACGCGGAUUACAGGCCUGUUGUUGCCCAUCCGAUAUCCCAACUCCUUCUACACGGCAACCAUCACCGACCCGGUUAUCGCCUCGUUGUCCCGCGUUGCGGUGUACCAUGACCACCCUGUCGGGGGGCCCGCAGCAACAACAGCAGCAACAGCAAUAACAACGACGACGACGACGACGACGACGAUACCACCGCCCUCUCUGGGUGCUGACAAGGUGAUUGGGGGUAUCAGAUGUCGACUGGAACGAUGCGUACAGGCUGAGCAUACCUCUACUUCUCCAGCUACAGCUACAACCCUCUACAUCCAGACUCUGCAUUUACUCUCUCCCUACCGCGGCCACGGGGUCGCCACUGCGCUGCUCAACUCGUUGAUCUCGGCCCCCGAUCUAGUGAACCACUAUAACAUCCGCAGCGUGACGGCGCACGUCCACGAAGCCAACGAAGACGGCCUGAAAUGGUACCGUGCGCGUGGGUUCGAGGUCCAGCCAGGUGUCGUGGAGGGGUAUUAUCGCCGGCUUAAGCCUACGGGGGCAAGAAUCGUCAAGCUGUCUUUGGAGAAGUCGACUACUCCUGCUACUACUGCUACGACUACUUCUACUACUACUACUACUACUACUACUACUACUACUAUGACUACUUCUACUGCUGCAGCAGAAGAUCAAGAUGACGAGUGGGAAAAGGUCGAGGCCGAAGAAGACGACGAUCACGGCAUCCAGCCGAUGGACUCGCGCAUUCUGGACGACGAGAGGGUGUGCAGGAAGCGCAAGAGU